This is a messenger RNA of Leptopilina heterotoma, 816 nucleotides long. RefSeq lists its product as uncharacterized. NCBI's taxonomy places the organism in Eukaryota, Metazoa, Arthropoda, Insecta, Hymenoptera, Figitidae. The transcript has a single exon. The coding region runs from base 1 to 816 and encodes 271 amino acids. The record is from RefSeq and is a predicted model, not a curated record.
AUGGAGACCCCUUUACAUGAACAGAUAAGUAAAUUAACAGAGUGUAUACAAGGCCUAACAAAAUCCCACGAGGAAUUGAAAAAACAGAUGCAGGAUGCAUGUGUGAUUGCCCAGGAAUCUUGUGCGAAUGUCUCAAUGCUUUCCAAGAAAACAGAUUCAUUCGAAAAGAGGCUUGAAUUUUUCGACCGUAAAGACAGAGCAAAUAAUAUAAUAAUAUUUGGUCUAGAGGACAAAGAAGUUAACAGUGUUGAUUUGUGCUCAAUUGUUCUUUCUAUUUUCAAGAACUUGGAUAUUCGUAUUCCUGAAUUGGCUGUAGCGGAUACCUAUAGGUUGGGAAAGACUGGUGAGAAGAGACCGGUCAUCGUCAAGUUCAUAGCUCCUAGAUGGGUUCAGAAUGUUUUCAUGAAGAUCACAGAGUUUAGGAAACUCGAUCUCGCAGUCGCUAACGACCGAACUAAACAAGAAAGAGAGCUGAGAAAAUCGCUUAUACUCCAAGCUGACACAAUCAGGAAAACGGGCAAGAAGGUGACAAUUAAGAGAGGCAAAUUAAUUGUAGAAGGCGCUGGUACUGGCGAACAGGAAGUGGAGGCUACUUUGGAAAACAACAAAAAUUCGGCACCCGUCCUAAAAAAUGCUGAGAACUCUCCAUUUACUAUUGCUAGACCCAGUCCAAGAAGGGGACCAGGACGUCGCACAAAAAAGGAGAUCCCAGAGAACUAUUCCGCUGCUGCUUGCAUGAACUCUUUUGUAAUAAGAGAAAACGCAACACCAACUUCCUCAAAGGUAGAUCGAUUUCGCAAAUCUACACAAGAGUAA